Hypoxylon trugodes is the source of this 1949-nucleotide messenger RNA. RefSeq lists its product as uncharacterized. Gene Ontology annotation, molecular function: zinc ion binding; DNA-binding transcription factor activity, RNA polymerase II-specific. NCBI's taxonomy places the organism in Eukaryota, Fungi, Ascomycota, Sordariomycetes, Xylariales, Hypoxylaceae. The record is from RefSeq and is a predicted model, not a curated record. The coding region runs from base 369 to 1595 and encodes 408 amino acids. Gene Ontology annotation, biological process: regulation of DNA-templated transcription. The transcript has a single exon.
AGAUACCGACGACUCGCCUCGGUAGGCAGUUAUCCAAAGAGGCCUGUAUUACGUUCGUGACGCUUGCGUAGGGGUUGCUUGAAAGCAUGGUCGAGGACGGAGUUUUAACAGCUGCGGGGAUGCGGUAUCAUGCCUCUCUAAAAAGAAAAACUGCUGACUGUGUAAAGAAUUACAAACCAUACUGUACGGAUUUCCCUCUUAUAGCACAGUAUUCAAUUAUGAUACUGUAUAGCCUCGCACGGUAGGCACUAAUCUUGGCAUCUGUCUAAAAUGUACCUAGGUACCCAGGUACUUCGAGAAUUAUCCUAUCCCGACUCUCAUUGUGAAGAGAAUGUGGCUGGCUUAUCGAAUAUUUACUUGAGAGCAUCAUGAUACAUUUCCAUCCUGACCAGCAGCACCAGCUGAGGCGGGCCUGCGACAGGUGUCAUCGAUCUAAAUUAAAAUGCUUCAGGGAUCAUGAUGAACCAUGUCAGCGCUGUCUUCGCGCCAACGUUCGCUGCGUUUCUAGUCCCCCAGUUACAUCACGACGCCAGACCCAGGAUGUGAUAUCCGAAUUAGACCGCCAACCACCAACACAGCCUAUUGCCACCACUUCCCAUUUACCAACGGAAACGCUUAAUCUCAAUGAGACUGAUAUAGAUGCCAAUGUCGCAAGUUGGUGGAGAGGUCGCAAUACGGGCGAUAUAGCCAAUUUCUCCUCGGGGACGGCUGUUACAUCUAUUCCAAUUGAUCGACCAUCUUUAUCAGUGAUCGCAACUCAUAUGGAUGUCGAUUCCGGCCUAUUUCAGACCAAUGACGGCACUUCACGUUCAAGAGAUAUAUACGAGCCACUGCCGCCUACGAGUUCGAUAACAGGAAAUUCCGGGCCGGGUCCACCAAUUGUUACUGAGAGAAUAUCAGCCACCUCGGGGUCCAAUUGCAAUGUCAUAGACUUACUCCAGAAGCUGUCGGAGUUGAGUAUUGACUUGAUGCGCCAUUUGGAUAUGAUUCCCAAUGUUGCAAUAAUUGACCGACCUCAACCGGAAGAUGAGAAACUAUUCGACAUAGACCAGACUCUCCAUAUGUCUCAACUAUUUAUAGACCUAACGAAUGACAUUUGUUCAAGAUUACCGCCUUCAAGUAAGGCUACUUCUAGGCAAAUAGUCGAGGCGGAACAAUCAACCUUUUCUCUAGACCCGGCCUCAGAACUACUCGUCUUUUCAUGUUAUCUUCGCUUAUUAGAAACUUACGACAAGAUCCUCCGACAAAUGCGAGUUUCCAUCACCCAUAAAACUCCGAACGGCGAUAUCCAGUACCCGUUUCGGAUGCCGGACUUUACUAUCGGCUCAUUCUCCCUACCUUCAACAACUGAAACUCAAUCGAUUCUCCUGAUCAACCUUAUGGAUAGGAUGGUGACAAGAGCAAGGGAACUUGUCGCGGAGAUGUCGUCGCCGAAACAUACCUCCGGAUAUCGGGGUGAUUUUGAAUCAUAUGGGGGUGUAACCUUAGUCAUUGUACCUGAUCUGGCUCUUAAAGCAAUUCGUGUUAGGGAAGACGCGAUAUCGCGCUUAGUCGAGGACCUGAAGAAGUCUAUUCUAAGACCUGGGCCAUCAUGAGGAAAAAUUCUGUGUUUUGUACAAGUUUAGGUAUCUAGUUCAUACAGCAUUAUGAGCGAUUCAUAAAUCAUCUCACAUAGAAUUUCAAUGGGCUCAACUUGGGCAUUCAUCAUGAAGAUGCUUCAUCUCCUAUACCUCCUGCAGACAUACGCCUCAAGCUUCAGCACUUGAAUUCUAGCUUAUCUAUGAAUCUAUCCCCUAUUUCGUUCGUUACGUAGGGAUAGGAUAUUUGUCAGCGGCGGUGAUUAAUGCGGGCCACUAUCGGCGAGUUUCCUUAAUAGGAAAGCUGUCGGCGCGCCGAUAGGUGGGCCUGAUGAGUAACAUUCACUGUGCCUUUCUUUCUAUCAGUACCUG